AUGGCUAAAUAUAUAGCUCAAAUUAUUUUCGCUGGCACUCAAGUCGUUGCGAGAGCUUUCGCUAGAGCUGUGAAACAAGAAAUUGAAGCUUCUCAGCAGGCAGCACAGAGGUUAGGAAAUACCAAAACUAGAAGUGAAAGAGUGGCAAACCAGAAACUAGGAUUGUCUCUUGAAGAAGCCAAACAAAUACUGAACGUUAGUCAACUGUCUAAAGAGGAAAUAGAAGAGAAAUAUCAAAGACUAUUUAAAGCAAAUGAGAAGACAUCAUUUUAUCUUCAGUCAAAAGUUGUCAGAGCAAAGGAGAGGUUAGACCAUGAGAUAGUGAAUACAACUAAAAUUCAAGAGGAUAAGUCACAUCCUGAAACAUCCAGAAGCAAAACAUAA
Molecule: messenger RNA, 384 nt
Organism: Phaedon cochleariae (mustard beetle)
Lineage: Eukaryota; Metazoa; Arthropoda; Insecta; Coleoptera; Chrysomelidae
Source: the annotation of a GenBank genome assembly